AUGCAGAACCCUCAACCUGACCAGACGCCUGUAGAGGCCGACACCGCCUCAGAGUCUGACGAUCUCCAUGAGGUAUCCUCUCUGGCUUCGUUGCGCUCGAGCAUCCUGGAGCACCAAGCGGAAAAUGGCCGGACUUACCACUCCAUGAGUGCUGGAAAGUACAGUUAUCCCAAUGACGAGCACGCUUGCUUCAACAUCAACAGGCUAACAUGGCGCAAAGAUUUGCAACACCGCAUCUGGAUAAUUUGCCUCGAAGGCGAGUUGGCAAUCUCGCCAGGCCACAAAACAGCCAAGCGUGUGCUGGACAUGGGUACCGGCACAGGUAUCUGGGCGAUUGACUAUGCGGACGAACAUCCGUCGGCCGAGGUCAUCGGCGUUGAUCUUAGCCCCAUUCAGCCUGAGUGGGCCCCCCCGAACUGUGUAUUCGAGCUGGACGAUUUGGAGAAGAGCUGGACUUGGAGCAAGCCCUUUGACUUCAUCUACUGUCGGGCCAUGGAGGGUUGCUUUUUGAACGGGCCAAAGAUGGUCAAAAAGAUCUACCAGGCCUUGACGCCGGGUGGUUACCUUGAGAUCGGAGGACUAGAGCUCCCGCUGGGCUGCGAUGACGAUAGCGUACCCAAGGACUCGUCCCUAUGGCAAUGGCACACGCUUCUUCAGGAGGCUGCCGAGAAGAUCGGGCGGCCCCUUGAGGGGCUGGGGAAGGAAACGGAGGCCAUGAAGGAAGCCGGCUUUGUCGACAUCACGCGCAAGGGCUUCGUCUGGCCACUGAACUCGUGGCCGGCGGACCCGCAUCUGAGGGAGCUUGGUGAUUGGCAUUUUGCCAAUCUCAACAUGGGAAUUGAGGGGCUUUCCAUGGGACUGCUCACUCGUGUCCUGGACUGGACGAGGGAGGAGGUUUUGGCGCUCUGUGCUGGUGUCCGGAGAGAUCUGCGGAACAGAAGAAUGCAUGCGUACUGGAAGGUCCACGUCGUCUACGCCCGGAAGCCAGAGGAGACGGAGGAGUCAGAGGAGUCGGAGGGUGAGGCCGCGGAAGAGGCUGCAAACUGA
Colletotrichum higginsianum IMI 349063 is the source of this 1047-nucleotide messenger RNA. RefSeq names its product TAM domain methyltransferase. The transcript is spliced from 10 exons. The record is from RefSeq and is a predicted model, not a curated record. The coding region runs from base 1 to 1047 and encodes 348 amino acids. Gene Ontology annotation, molecular function: methyltransferase activity. NCBI's taxonomy places the organism in Eukaryota, Fungi, Ascomycota, Sordariomycetes, Glomerellales, Glomerellaceae.